GUUGAAUGGGCAAGAUGUUUACAAAAAUAAAAGCAGUAUUUUCUGGAGCAAAAUUAUCACCUGAGGAAGCAGAUUGCAAGAAUGAAGGUGUCUCUGCACAAUCCAAGACAUCUACUGGACAGGGUGAAAAUAAAAAAACAGAUGAACCACAGAAAGCAGAGGUCAAUAAGAAACCAGAAUAUGUACCAAAGCAGCAAGUACCAGGAAAAACACCUGAAGCUUCAAAAACUGAAAAAUCAACCAGACCAGCUAAGACAACUCAACAGGAACAGUGCUGGAUCAAAGAUAGGAAAGAAGAUGCUAACACACAGAAGCCAACACCUUCAGGUUUCCUAACAAAUGAGUAUUCUGAUGCCCAGCUUCAACAGAUUGUCAGAAAAAUGCGGGAAAGGGCAACACUCUAUAAGGAAAAGCUGAAAGACCCAGUGCUCUCCUCCUCUGAAGGCAGUCCUACAUCUUCACCAACAAAGAAGAAGCCUCCACCUCCACCAAAAGAGGAAAAAAAAGAAGAAAAUAAAGAGGAAGCAAAGACAGAUGAGGAUGAUUACUGUGAUAUGCUGUGCUGUAAAUUCAAAAAACCUCCAUUGAAAAAAUACAUGAAACAUCUGCAACUACCAGACAGCAUAGAUUCAUACACAGAUCGCCGUUAUGUAGCAUGGCUCAUGCUUGUGACAGUUGCCUAUAAUUGGAAUUGCUGGUUGAUUCCCCUUCGGUUUGUGUUCCCAUAUCAAACCCCCAGUAAUACAAUAUAUUGGUUUAUCAUAGACAUCAUUUGUGAUAUCUGCUACCUCUGUGACUUACUGAUUUUCCAGCCGCGAAUGCAAUUUUUAAAAGGUGGAGAUAUAAUAUCAGACAGAGUGGAAAUGAAGAAAUUCUACUACAGCUCCAUGAAGUUUCGCUUCGAUGUGAUAUCAGUAUUGCCAUUUGAAGUUUUAUACUUGUUCUUUGGAUUCAACCCAGUAUUUAGAGCAAAUAGGAUGCUAAAGCAUAACACAUUCUUUGAGUUUAAUGAUCGUCUGGAAGCUAUUCUGGACAAAGCAUACAUUUACAGGGUCAUUCGAACAACUGGAUACUUGCUGUUUAUCUUGCACAUUAAUGCAUGCCUGUAUUAUUGGGCUUCAGACUAUGAAGGACUUGGCAGCACUAAAUGGGUGUAUGACGGCAAAGGAAACAUGUAUCUGAGGUGUUACUACUGGGCAGUUCGUAGUUUAAUCACAAUAGGUGGCCUUCCAGAACCACAAACUCUGUUUGAGAUAGUUUUUCAACUGUUGAAUUUUUUCUUGGGCGUCUUUGUCUUCUCCAGCUUAAUUGGUCAGAUGAGAGAUGUAAUUGGAGCAGCUACAGCAGGACAGAACUACUAUCGUUCCUGUAUGGACAACACUGUCUCCUAUAUGAACACUUACUCUAUUCCAAAAGUGGUCCAAAACCGUGUUCGAACCUGGUAUGAAUACACAUGGGACUCUCAGGGAAUGCUGGAUGAAUCUGAAUUACUGGAGCAGAUGCCAACCAAAAUGCAAUUGGCCAUUGCAAUUGAUGUGAACUUUUCCAUCAUCAAUAAAGUUGACUUAUUCAAAGGGUGCGAUACCCAGAUGAUACAUGACAUGCUGCUAAGGUUGAAAUCCAUUGUGUAUUUACCUGGUGACUUUGUCUGCAAAAAGGGAGAGAUUGGCAGAGAGAUGUACAUCAUCAAACAGGGUGAAGUUCAAGUCCUUGGAGGCCCUGAUGGUACAAAAGUCCUGGUUACACUAAGAGCAGGAGCUGUAUUUGGGGAGAUCAGCCUAUUAGCUGCAGGUGGAGGAAAUCGAAGGACUGCCAAUGUGGUGGCUCAUGGUUUUGCCAACCUUUUCAUUCUGGACAAGAAAACACUCAAUGAAAUCUUGGUGCACUACCCUGACUCAGAAAAACUUCUCAUGAAGAAAGCAAAGGUGCUGCUGAAGAAGAAGGGGGAACCCUCUCCACCAGUGCGACAGCCACGGGGCUUGGCCAGUCUCUUUGGGCAGAAACAGAAAACCCCAAAAUUGUUUAAAGCAAUGUUUGAAAGAAAAGGAAAAGAAGGUCUUGUGAGGCUGCUACAGCUAAAGAGGCAACAAGACAUUCAGGCAACUCAAGCUGAAGCAAAGAAGCCUGAACAAGAUGAGAAGAAACCUGCGGAGCCCGUGGCCUCAUCUGCACGCCCUGUACAAAAGGAAGAGCCAAAUGCAGAUGCUAAGCUUAAACCUGCAGCUAUGCACAGAGGAACCACGAACGAGUCUCUGAUCAUUAGUAUGUCUCCAUCCCCCAGAGCAGAAGAAGAGAUCCUUAAAGUUGAAGUUAAAGAGAAAAAAAAGAAAUAGAUGGUGCUUUGAGCUGUGGCCCCAUCCAUUGUCUUGCUGAAUUUGGAGGGCUAACAGAACUUUGCUUUUGGGUACAGAAGAUAAAAGUGGAAAUUACUCAAGAAGAAAAAUUCACCCCAGCUCCUCUUCUUCUCUGCCUCCUCUCCUGACACAACUGGACAAAUUAUUUGUAUACUUACCUCUUAACCUUGAGCCUGAAGAGAGAACUUCAGGUGUAAUAGGAAUUAGAGCUCAGACUGUAUUUCGGGACCACUUGUUCUUGUUUGAUCCAUGCUCUCCCUCAUCUUCGUCUUGCUUCUGCUCCCCUACUCCUAUUUAUCCUGAUUUUAUUACUGUUUGUGUUGCUUAGUUUGCUCUUAAUUUUUGUAUGUGUCCUUUUCCAUUUUUUUUUCUGGUUUCCCAUAGUUAUGCUUUUCCUUGUUACUGCCCUACUGUUGCUGAGGUUACUUACGUUUCUCUUGAUCCUUCUCCCUCAUAGCUUUAUACUUCUAAUCAGUGACCUGCUUUUGUGACCAGCAUGGCUCAGUGCAGAAAGCUGUGACGCUGUGUGUUGGAAUGUUUUAGCUUAGGACACAGGGCUAAAGACAAAGCUAUUUGCAAAAAAUAAAAUCACAAGAUCCACAAGGCGGGAAGCAGAAUGCAGAAUUACUGCCAGCCCUCUAAAAGCACAAGCAUCUGCUCCAGUUUUCUCUGACUCUGAUGAAUAAAUACGGUAAAGACUUACAUGUUUCCCCUCUACAGCCCAAGGGUAACUUUAACUUUGGGCUGCCAAUUCACGCGUUUGAUCUUCCCAAGGGGUUAGGUAUUAAUAACGCUCACUGAAGAGUAAGAAAUUGCCACUGGCUAACUUCUUAAAAAAUCUUGGCAUCUAACUGGCCACUUGAAAAAUAAAGGCUAUUUCAUAAAAAGCAGGAAUUACACUUUCUGGCUCUGUGGUGCACAGUUUCAGCCAAUGCUCCAGUUGUUCAUCCUCCAUCACAGACCUCGACUGAUGGGGCAAAGUGAGCCCCAUCCUUCCCAGGGCUGAGCCACAUCAUACCUGUGAACUAACGUAAAUCCUUUAAGAGUGCCACAGCUGAGGAUACAGCUUCCUGACAGGGAAUUCCCACACUGUCAACCCUCUGCAUCAAAUCAUCAUAGAUAGGGAUGCAAUAUUAAACAAAAGGCUGAAGCUGUGCUUUAAUUCUCAAUUACUUUUUUCUCUUCCACGGGUUUGCAUCUCCUCUCUCUCCAUAUCCCCUUCCAGUCCCCACUGAAACCAGAUGAACAGUUUUGGGAACUAAAACCAUCAUGCAGAGGCUAAGUUAAAAAAAUUCUAAGGGCAGGCUUCACAACUCCUCUGCUGACCAGGCAACCAAGGAAGGCACUCUGCCAAAAUUAAACAUUUGCUUUGCAGGCUAUAUAUGAUCCUGAGGGCUAUGCAUUCUGUAUGCCUGUUCUUUGAAGCCUCUGAACUUCUCUAAUCACAGGCAAAGCUGGCAGCCCAACCAGAAUCAGUGGGAGCUUUGCCGGAGUAAAAACUGGAUGACUAAAUUCUGUAUGUUGUAUAUUCCACACAUCCUCUGACAUGACCAAACCUCAAAUCUCUUUCAAAAAGUUCUGCCAGAGUAGCAGUAAGGUCAAGGUUCAACUGCUAUGGGUGAAGAACUAUCUUUAUUUAUAUGUUACUUGUUAUCUGAUAUGGAAAAGGAGGUCACAACUGAGGUAGAAAAUUAUAAGAUGCAUCAUAAUGAAUUAUUCAUCUAUUGCACAUCCAGGAACAUCUCAAUACAAUCUCAAAAUUAGAAAUACUGCAGAACUGCUUCACUAAUGAAGCUUUCUGUGAAUAAUGAACUAUGAAUUCAUUACAAUAUAUGGUUUUCACUUUUUUUUUUUUGAGGGUUGUCAAAACAUUAUGGAAGGGGGGGGGGGGGGGGAAAAGGCAUAACCCCCUAUAUUUUAACAGAUAUUAACUAGUAAAGCUCGCUCUCAUUGCAAAAGAUCCAGUUCCCUUCUGCCUGCACAAAUGCUACCAGGCAACUUCAAAUAUUUUUACUGCUGGCAUAUUUAAGUUCAUCAGUCAGACACCGACAUAUAUUACAAAGCAAGGGAUGAGACUGCAGCAGCAAGCGUUACACCGCAGCAACAGAGCAUCCCACGAGCUGCUGCUUUGCUACAGCUCAGGAUUGCAGGAAAGCCUGUCUAUUUUAUCUGCAAAAUCACCAAGUUACGCACAGCUCUUGAGUUCCUCAGAUGCAAAAUGAGGAGGAAAAGUGCAGGAGAUCAUGGCCACACAGAAGCAACAUCCGUCUGGUUUCCUCUGACAUUCUACUUUUCUGUUGUUGGAGUAUUUUCCCCUUCCCAGAAUGCCUCCAUUUUUAGGGGUGGGCAAAGGCAGGAAGGUUCCAGGAAUCCAAGCAGCAACUAUUUACAGGAUUUUCACCAGAAGGAAUGACACAAGAAAGGACAAGUUGUAUUAAAUCCUUUCAGGAACUAAUUUACUAAUCUACCCCGUAGAUUCUUGACUGGUGGAGAAGUGAAUUCUCUAAAGCACAUAGAAGACACCUUUCAGUACCACAGCUCACUCAGGUUCUGUAUGGCAUUGCACUCCGCUGCAAUGCCCUGUCUCUAGUAUCUCUGUUUCCCAGUAAAGCAUCUCAGACUUGAAUACACAUGAAUGUGGAGAAACUGAAGGGUGGAGCAGGACAAUGUAUUUGAAAACUAAAUGUAAGCAAAUCUCCAUGCGUCUCCACUCGAAAUGCAGACACUGUUCUGAAAAAUUUUGGAAAACCUGAUAAUAAUUUUAUGAAAUAACAUUCAUGGGAGAACUCUAACAUGGCAAAGAACACGAGUCACUGCUAAAAAUGUCCAAUUUCAGAAUUUCAUCUUGCUAAAAACCAGUAUGAGAUGCUUUAUGAAAGAUACACACUGCACAUUCAUAACCACUGAAUGAAAAAUACUUGUUAUAAAUCUGAGCUGUUCAGCCUGUGGAAUAAUCAUAGGAACUGCAAAAGCAGCAUUUAUCAUUACAUAGAAAAUGCUGAAUACAAAAGCACAACGGAAGAACAGUAUACUGAAAUGACUUUUUUAAUGAAUAGGCAUUGUAAAUCAGUUAACUUCAUAAGAACUGAAAUAUAUAGGAAAGUAAAAAAUUCUGGUUACAGGUUAUUUCUCUGCUGUACAUAUGUAUAUAUUACGACUAUUAAACGGCAAAAAGCAUCAGAUUACAGAGACUGCUAUACAUCAUUUUUAUCACAAGGUGGUGCGAGUGACCCACAAGCACAUUCACUUUACAAAACUUUGACAAUAUUUUGCUUUGUCACCCUGAAGCUAAUAAGGCAUUUUUUACAUAUAAAAAUAAACAAAAAAUUGGCAAAACAGCACAGUGACUCCCCUCCCCCUUGACUCACAAUCUGCUGCAUUCCUUGACUCAAAAUAUUGCUUAAGCCUAACUUGGAAGUUUCCAAAUUUUUCAACAGGCAUUAGCUGUACACCUCUAAGAGAAGUUAUACCUGGAAAAUGGUUCCUGCCCCUGUCACAUCUGAAACACUUUCCUUUUACACAGAGUAAGGCACAUUGAGAAAUAGGUGUAGUAGAUCUGCUAUGUAAUUCCCUAAGCUGGAGGAACGUGGGGGCACUUUUCCAGUAAGAGAUAAUGAAUUCUCUACUGUAGAAAGUCAGAAUUUAUGUAUAGAAUACAGGCAAAACAAAAGGCUUUCUUUUAUAUGCAGCAUAUAUUUAGCAUAAUAUUUAUUAACAUAUUUAAAUGCAUUUAAAUGCACUUCCACUGCAACUUAAAACAGAACUGGUAACAGAACUCAGACGCAGCAUUAUAUUUUUGACACAGCUCAGAGGAACUUCAGUAGUAUACACUACUCCUAUCAGUAGUACUCAUCCACUUCAGUGAAUCUAGACAAAGCAUUAAUACUGCAUCCAGUUACGUACAAGGAGCAUGUAGCUGUGUAACAGUUUACUGUUCCAAAAUCAUAUAAAUAUCAAUUUACAGCACUGUGACUUAGGUUCAAUCUAACUACUUCCUUAAUUUUAAUAUUUUGUGUUGCAUAUCUGGCAUGACACUUCAUUAUAAUUUGUGUAUAAAGUAGUAACACAUUUGCAUUACACUGAUAAAAAGAUGUCUGUAGAUUCUUAUAUAAACACAUGAAUUAGAUUUAAAAAAAAAAAAAAAAGAAAGAGCUUGGCUUAAUAUGAAACGAAAUCUCUUCCUUAGUAUGCCACUACUGAAACUAUUUAGGACCUGCUUCCACCAAGGAAAAUGGGAUGAAGAAUAACAUAUUCAUUCAUGACUGAUAAUUUGUCAACUGCCCACAAAACAUUUGGUGUUUUACAGGAUGCGUAAAACAAUCUCAAUACAUGUAUCUUUCAUUCAUCAAUGUUAUUGUGAAUUCAGACUUUUGACAGCAUUAUAGUGGACAGGAAAAAAAAAAAACAAACCAAACCAAAAAAAAAAAAAAACCAACCACCACACCACACAGCAGCUCCAGCAACUAAAAAAGAAGUCACAAAGUCACAUACACUACAACCUGGUGCAAUCUUGCAUGCCCAAUUAUGAUAAAUUUAGUGUUAGUCCAUUCUGUUCUUACAUGUUAUAGCUAGACCAUCCAAAAAUCAGAUCAACUGGUUCUCUAACUCUAAACCACUUCAAAAGUGGAACUGCAAAAUUAAUAUUCAAGAUUGAGGUGGGAAGUGUGACCUCUACACGCACUGACAGGAUCAGAAGAGAUCCUCAGCAAGCAGUAUGCAACUGGAAGACAAGAAAGCUUCAUCUAUCCAAUAAGCAAAGACAACAUGAUUUACACUUGAUGUAAAUGGUGAAGAGAAAACUCAAACCAAGAAAAUAAAACAGAAA
Molecule: messenger RNA, 7179 nt
Organism: Tyto alba (common barn owl)
Lineage: Eukaryota; Metazoa; Chordata; Aves; Strigiformes; Tytonidae
Gene: CNGB3
Product: cyclic nucleotide gated channel subunit beta 3
Exons: 18
Coding region: 6-2333 (775 amino acids)
Biological process (GO): monoatomic cation transmembrane transport
Cellular component (GO): plasma membrane; photoreceptor outer segment; intracellular cyclic nucleotide activated cation channel complex
Molecular function (GO): intracellularly cGMP-activated cation channel activity; intracellularly cAMP-activated cation channel activity; cGMP binding
Source: RefSeq, a predicted model, not a curated record